Molecule: messenger RNA, 1800 nt
Organism: Notothenia coriiceps (black rockcod)
Lineage: Eukaryota; Metazoa; Chordata; Actinopteri; Perciformes; Nototheniidae
Product: rho-related GTP-binding protein RhoQ-like
Exons: 2
Biological process (GO): small GTPase-mediated signal transduction
Molecular function (GO): GTPase activity; GTP binding
Source: RefSeq, a predicted model, not a curated record
AGAAAAUGUCCCUUAUCUCUUUCAGAUUGACCUUCGUGAUGACCCCAAGACCAUUGCCAAACUGAAUGACAUGAAGGAGAAGCCCAUACCCACUGAGCAAGGACAGAAACUAGCAAAGGAGAUUGGUGCAUGUUGCUAUGUGGAAUGUUCCGCUUUGACACAGAAAGGCCUGAAGACGGUGUUCGACGAGGCCAUCAUCGCAAUCCUGACUCCCAAGAAAAAGAAAGGAGCGCUGAAGAGAAGACUGGGACCCCGCUGCAUCAACUGCUGCCUGAUCACGUGAUAAAUUAACCUCCUGGAGAUCAGUCAGCAACAAACCAUAAACCAAACCUGGACUGCAGGCAAAAGACAGACAAAAGAAAAAUGCACAGACAGCAGAGUGAGAAACAAGAGGACUGAAAAGGACAAAACAAGAGCUACUUUUAUGCUGCAGGGCUCUUGAAAGGCCAUAGCUCUCUCCUGCUGUCCCACACAGGUUGAGGAUGCAGUCUACUACCAAAGGAGCACAAAACCCAAGUCUGUCUCUUCUUCUAAGACUUUUAGCUCCUGACGUACCUUCUUUUAUAACCAUUUGUAAUCAUUUGUUCCUUGUCUCAAGCUGUCAUGCAAAGAGGUCAUAUUAUUUCUAUGGUUUGAAAGCUACAUUUGUGCAUUUCUCUUCAAAAAAGAGCAAAUCAGAGAAAGCCUGCAACCUGUAAAUAAUGAGAGUCUGACCUAAGUGACACUGUGACAGUGGUGAAGACUCUGUAAGUCUGUCUCCAAUGAUAUGCCAAUUGGGCCCUGCAAACAAUAUCACACAAAAUGCAACGAGUGCAAUUCUGCCCAGAAACCACAUUUUGGACCUAAAACUGUAUUAUUUUAAAGUUUAAGCGUCUUGCUUUUGCCUUAUGAAACGUAUUACUUUAGAGUGUGGCAUGCCAAAACAUAUUGCAAGUUCCAGGCUGAGUUUUUAAUCAGGAACUCAAGAGGUCUAUUAUCCAUUUUCUAAAUAUAUAUUGUUCAGAGUUUAUGAUUCUAUGUCUCUAAGAUAGAGAUGAUCUUGUCAGCUAAUAAUAACUUUCUUUUCGUUAGAUUUUUGAUAUCCUUCAAUAAUGUGUUAUUAUGUUAUCAAUGUCAAGAAGGUUCAGAAGAGAUCUCAUUUAAGAAGAUAUAGAAUGAUUCACAUCCGACUUCCAAAGAAUCUAAUGCACACUUUUCACAAAAUCAUGCGGCUAGGUGACCCAAUACUGUAUAUCUAAGGCACAACAUGAAUCGCAGUCAGUGCCAUUUCAUUUCCGGCACAACAAAGCACAUUCCUCAGCUUUAAACACAGUUGUCUCUCUGAGAAGGCUGAUUGAAGCACAGAAGAUGCACACUGUUCCAGCAGGCACAACUAUGAGCAUAGCACACUAACCACGCACAAUCAUAGUCCAUCCAGUAUCCAAAAUACUUCAGCUUUUCAGGGAAGACAUGGACUCAAGAAGGGGUUGCAUCAGCUGUUCAAAAGUUUAAACUUCACUCCAAUUUAAAAUGGGGUGCACAACACAAACUGUGUUACAUAGCCUUAGCCAACUGAACAAACUGACGUUAGCUUAAAAACCAUGACUCCUUUCGAAUGGAUAAUGGAAAAUGGUCGACACAUCUGACCUGAUGUUUAAAACAUUCAAAACAACAAAAUAUCCCUGAAAAAACUACAUAAAAAGCCAAUAAUGCUGGGCUCAAUCAUUACAUUACAUUACAUUUAGCUGACGCUUUUAUCCAAAGCGACUUACAAUAAGUGCAUUCGACCAAUCUUAUCUUACAAACUUGAAGAAAACCGAA